This is a messenger RNA of Kogia breviceps (pygmy sperm whale), 7243 nucleotides long. The record is from RefSeq and is a predicted model, not a curated record. Lineage: Eukaryota; Metazoa; Chordata; Mammalia; Artiodactyla; Physeteridae.
GUGAAGAAGUCCUGGACGGGAUUCCAGGGAUUUUGAAUUUCAGGACAAUGCCUCGGGCCAGAGAAGGCUCUAAAAAGAAGCAGAGGGUAGAAGUGAGUAAAAGAAAGCUUGACCAGCUCGAGGCCAGCCUCGUCCUUUCCCUCUCCACUUGCACAUUUCUUCUGCUGGGAAAUCCAAAGAUUUAACCAAGGGGACUGGAGUCCCGCCCACAAGUUGCAGCGUGCUCCAGGAAACUCGGUUGCCAUGGCGACAGAAGCGGUUGACCUGAGGAUUCAGAACAGGUUUGGCAGAGGGGAGACAAUUCCUUCAGGAACUGGGCGUGGCUGAGGUUACUAUGGCAGCGGGGACGCUUAGUCCAGGCCUGAGGACUGUUUAGAGGCCAAUGCUCCUCCCAUUCUCUGCAUGGCGCCCAAAAAAGAGAAAGGCGGGACAGCGACCAUAGGUUCUAAGAUAUGGGAACCCUCGCUCAUCGCGGAACCCUUCAACCAGAAUGACUGGAAGAGCUCCAUAGCUUUUGUCGUUGGAAACCGAGUUGAGGAUGAACUUCUCAUUCAAGCCCUCACCCUCGCUGUCCAAGUUCCUCAGCGCAGACUCUUCAGUAUGGUUUCCUGGCAGGACAUUCUCCAGCAGAUCCAUGGAACAAGUGUACUUUUUGGAAAUACAUCUAAAAAGGCAGAGAAACCUCUAGGCGGUAGUGCUCCCUUAUAUUAUGAGGUUUUAACGGCAGCAAAAGCAAUUAUGGACAGCGGAGAGAAAUUCACCUUACCACUGAUAGGGAAACUCUUGAAAUUUCAGCUUCUCCAGGUUAAAUUGAAGGACCAACAGCGACGGGAAAACGAGAAGAAGGUGAUAGAAGACAGAUUUAAGGUAGAAAAGGAUAAAGGGAAAGCAAAAUCUCCCAAGGAGAAAAAGUCCCCAAUUGCCAAGGUUGCCAAAGGAAAGGGAAAAGACCAGCCUGAGGCAAACACAUCAGUAAAAAAGACCACCCAGUUACUAAGAAGGGGAGAAGAGGAUGACACCAAACAUUACAUUGACGAUGAGCCAGAUGACGGUGCCCAGCAUUACAUUAUAGUUGUGGGCUUCAACAAUCCUCAGUUAUUAGCGAUCAUGACUGAGCUCGGCAUUCCCAUAAGCAGCGUGAUUAAAAUAUCAUCAGAGAAUUAUGAACCUCUGCAGACACACCUGGCAGCAGUUAGCCAGCAGCAGGAAAGUUUUCUUCAGCCAGAAGAUAUAGAAGCUGAAACAUUGAAGAAAGAGAAUGACAUAAAAGAACUUGAAAUCUUCUGGAAGUACUUGGAACCAAUCCUGAAUAAUGAGAAACCGGAAACAAAUCUCUUUGAUGUCGCUCGGCUUGAAUACAUGGUCAAGGCUGACAAGUUUCCUUGUGACUGGUCGGACAGUGAGAUGUUGCUGGAAUUGGGCACCAACAUUUUUGAAAAUAUUGCCUGUUUGAUGUACGACAGCCUGGACUGGAAAAGGCAGCACCAGCACUAUUUGGAAAACAUGCAGCUUAUUAACAUCCCACAGGUGGUUAGUGAGAAACCUAUCAUAGAAGCUACGUUGACUUCUGAGCCCCCACAAACUGUUGCUGUAAGCCCUGGAAAGAAGAGAGCACAACAAUAUGAAGAGCUGCAAGCUCCAGCUCCAGCUCCACCACCACCACCAGUGGCUUCCGUCAUCACAAAUGAAGUAGACAUGCGAUAUUACAAUGAUUUGCUGAAUCCAAUUCCAGAAGAAUUCAUUUCUGUGCCCUUGAUACUGCAUUGUAUGCUGGAACAGGUUGUGGCAAGUGAAGAAGACCUUGUCCCACCGAGUCUGGUGGAGCCGCCUCCCAGAGCAGAUGGGCUGGACCACAGAAUUGCAGCUCACAUCAUGUCCAUUCUGCCCUCUCUCUGUCUGACAGAGAGGGAGAAAAAGAAUCUCCAUGAAAUAUUCUUAUCUGAAGAGGAAAAUGAAAGCAAACCAGUGCCCAGAGGCCCUCUCCUACUGAACUAUCACGAUGCCCUAGCCCACAAGAAAUACGUGCUAAAGGACCUAAAGAAUUUUGACCUGGUUCAAAUUGAGCAGAAGAUGCAGUCUAAGUUGCCACUGUGGGAAUUCCUUGAAUUCCCUUUGCCCCCGCCAUGGAACAGCACGAAACGUCUAGCUGCAAUUCAUGAGCUCAUGCACUUUUGUACAAGUGAAGUCUUGAGCUGGAAUGAAGUAGAAAGAGCCUUCAAAGUAUUUACUUUUGAGAGCCUGAAACUCUCUGAGGUUGAUGAAGAAGGGAAACUGAAGCAUUCUAGAAUGAUGUAUGGGACAGAUUCUGAGAUGUUCAACAUACCGUGGGACAACCCUGCGAGAUUUGCUAAACAGAUAAGACAAAAAUACAUCAUGAAAAUGAAUACCCAAGAGACCAGACAGCAAACAGAUAGUGGAAUCAAAGACAGAAUUUUAUUUCUGGAUCAGAAUUGGUCAACAUCUAUGCAAGAUGAUGAGAUCAACAAAGAACCUUCCAAUCCUAGUCAGCCUGAUACUAACAAUAUGAAGUAUUCUGACCUGGAUAAUAGGAAAUCCUUAGACUCUGAUUACAGAGAACCAUCAGAGCAGGAGAACAGCUUGAAGUCGCAGCUCCAACCUGAGCCUUUGAAGCAGACCAUGAACAAUGAGAUCAAAGAUAAAGCGGUCACAAAUGCUGAUCCUCUUGAAAAGAAACCCAAGAAGAUGACUGUGAAAGCAGAGUUACAGGACAUAAAGAAAAUGCAGCAACGCAAUCUAAUGGACUGGAGUUUUACUGAACAUUUUAAGCCAGAAGUUCUGCUUCAGGUUCUUCAAGAAGCCAAUCAGCAAUACAGGUGUAUUGAUUCUUAUUACCACACCCAAGAUAACUCUUUACUGUUGGUCUUUCAUAAUCCAAUGAAUUUGCAACGUCUGCACUGUGAACAUUGGAACAUUGCUCUUCACUCUAAUGUUGGAUUCAGGAAUUAUUUGGAACUUGUUGCAAAAUCCAUUCAAGAUUGGAUCAUAAAAGAAGAAGCUGUAUAUCAGGAAGCUAAAAUGGCUGAGGAAAUCAGUAGGACCACGAAUGAGCUGGAAAUAAAAUCUUCUGCUGGUAACAAAGAAAUGAGCAAAACAGAGAUAUCAGAUCAAGAAAAAGAAAAAGAAAAGGAGAAGGAAAAGAUUCCUUUUAUUUUAGAAGGCUCUCUCAAGGCAUGGAAAGAACAACAUAGGUUAGCUGAAGAGGAACGCUUAACGGAAGAAAAAAAAGCAGACAAGAAGAGUAAGGAAUCUGGUAAAAAGAAAGGCAAGGAAAAACUAGAGAAAGAAGAUAGUAGGAAUUUCAAGAGCAAAAAUGUUUUAAAGGAGAAAUUGAAAGAAGAGCAAAUAAAGACCCCGGAAAUAACAGAGGAGCCCCUCCAGGAACCAGAACCUGAGAUCAUUUACUCGUUUCGUGGAUACAACAUGGGAGAAACACCAGUCCAAAUCUCAGGAACAAAUUAUUAUCUAUAUCCUUCCGAUGGAGGGCAGAUUGAAGUAGAAAAGACAACAUUUGAAAAAGGCCCAACUUUUAUCAAAGUGAACGUGAAAAAGGACAAGCACAAUUUUUUAAUUCAUUUAAGAGACCCUAAGAAAAUUGUGAAAAAGGAGAAAAAAGGGGAUUAUCCUUCAGAAGAUGAGAAAGAAGAAAGAGAAGGAGAGCAACAUUUUGAAAAGGAAGAAUCAAAUGCAGAGAAUAAAGCUGUCAGCAAGUUUGGAUCUUUUUCUGCCACCUUGGAAAAUGGAAUCUGCCUCUCAAUAAGUUACUAUGGAUCGAGUGGAAUGGCGCCAGAGGAUAAGGAUCCUAACUUGGAAGCAAUGUUGAAUAUCCCAUCAGCACAUACUCCAACAGUAAUUCCUGUUAUAGUGAGUAUUCCUCAAAGCAAAGGAAAAGAGAAAACAAAAAGCAAAGAAAAACCCAAAGAAUCUCUUAAAGAAGAGGAGCUCCCAAAGGAAGAAGAGAAAAAGGAAGAAGUGGAAACAGAACCUGUUUUACAAGAGACUCUUUAUGUUCCCACCUUCCAAAACCUGAACGUGUCUUGCCCCAAUGGGCUCCAAGUGACCUUCAUUGGGCAAGAGUCCCCAGAUCAAUAUUUUAUAGACGAGGAACCCACUUGGGACAUCAUGGUCCGACAGAGCUACCCCCAGAAGGUGAAGCACUAUGAAUUCUGUAAAACAGUGAUGCCACCUCUGGAGCAGGAGGCAUCAAGAGUUAUCACCAGUCAAGGCACUGUUGUCAAAUACCUGUUGGAUGGAUCCACACAGAUUCUCUUUGCAGAUGGUACUGUGAGCAGUAGUCCUGGUUCAGGGCCUGUUGGUCUUUCUGCUGACGUGCCAGCAAGCGCUCUCAGCGGGGACUUGAUGGACACGGUUUCUCAGCAAAAAUCAGAAACAGCACCAUCAGAGACUGUCAUCGCAAAGAAAGGAAAAAGUCAGAAAAAUCAGUCAUCAAUGGCACAUAAAAAUGAAAGCCAUGAACCUCUCCCAGAAACAAUUCGAACAGUAACUCCUGUGGAGGUUCACUUAGACACCUGGUUUACAACUACACCUCAAGGAAAUCGGAUUGGCACCAAAGGAUUAGAAAGAAUAGCAGACUUGGCCCCAUUUUUAUCCUUUAAAGCCACAGAUCCUGUCAAUGGAACGGUUAUGACAACUCGAGAAGAUAGAGUGAUCAUCAUUGAAAAGAAAGAUGGUACUCGGAUAGUGGAUCAUGCUGAUGGUACCAGAAUCACAACCUUUUAUCAAGUUUAUGAAGAUCAAAUUAUUUCUCUGGAUGAUCAAGAGACAAACGAAGGUCCUCAGAGGAUCACCAGGCAGGUGAAGUGCAUGCGGAUUGAAAGUUCACACUACGCCACUGUCAUCACCAACUGCGAGGACAGUAGCUGCUGCACCAUCUUUGGGGAUGGGACGUCUAUCAUCGCAAAGCCACAGGGAACGUACCAGGUGUUACCUCCAAACACAGGCUGUCUUCUUAUUGAUAGGGACUGUUCAGCUAUAUAUUGCCAUGAAUCAAGCAGUGAUAUAUACCAUCCUUUUCAAAAACGUGAACAGAUGAGAGCUAGCAGGUACAUCAUGAAGCACACAUCGGAGGUUAUCUGUGAGGUCAUGGAUCCCGAAGGAAACACCUUUCAGGUCAUGGCUGAUGGUAGCACAUCAACUAUCCUACCCGAAAACAAUUUGGAAGAUGAUUUAAAUGUAAAAGCUGAAGGCUAUGACAUGUUAUCAUCCACUCACCUUCAUAAGAAUCAUCUGCAAAUCUAUGGUGAACAUGUCCCCAGGUUUUUUGUUAUCUAUGCUGAUGGAUCAGGAGUGGAACUUCUUCGGGACAGUGACAUAGAAGAAUACCUCUCCUUGGCAUAUGGAGAAUCAACUACCGUAGUUCUUCAAGAGCCAGUACAGGAACAGCCAGGUGCCCAGAGCAUCACUGUCCUUCGCCCUUUCCAUGAAGCUUCACCAUGGCUAAUGAAGAAAGAAUUAGAUACAAUUGUUCCUCCUAAUCUCCAGUCAAGGACAUGGGAGACAUUUCCCUCGGCUGAGAAAAGAACUCCAGGACCUCCAUUUGGCACUCAGAUUUGGAAGGGCUUCAACAUUGGGUCCAAACAGUUAGUGAGCGCCCCAGCCCCUAUACGGAAGAGCCCCAGUGUGCUACAGAUACGCCAGUUCAUCCAGCACGAGGUCAUAAAGAAUGAGGUGAAAUUGAAACUGCAGAUUUCCCUGAAGGAUUAUAUAAACUAUAUUCUAAAGAAAGAAGAUGAGCUACAGGAAAUGAAAGUUAAAGAUUACAGAACUGAGGAGGAAAGAGCCAAUGCUGCAGAUCUCCUCAAGCUAGUUAUGUCUUUCCCUAAAAUGGAGAAAACUACAAAAAGUUGUGUUACUGAAGUUGCAGCCCACCUAACUGAUUUAUUCAAGCAGUCUUUGGCUAAUACUAAAGAAUGUCCACCAGAAACCUUUGAGACAGAUUUCUCUGAAAAGAAAUGGAGGCACACAGCAACAACAAAACACUGGAAAGAAAAGUUAGCUCAAAAGAGGAAGGAAAUUGAAAAAACACAAAACUAUCUAAAGGAAAUUAGGAAUAAAACAAUAUCGCCCUACUGCAAAUCUGAACUAAGCAAGUUAUAUCAGUCUCAGUUUAAUUAUCUGGACACCCUUUCCAAAAACUUGCCUUCUUUUACCAAGAAAGACAAGGAUACAAGCAAAACAGCUGUUCAAAAUACAUCCAAUCUUCCUCCAGAUUCCCAGAAAAAUAAAGUUUCAGAACAGGAAUCCUCAGAUAUGCUUAGUCUUCCAAAAUCGGAGAACUUUGUGAAUACCAAGGAGUCUGCUAGCAAGAAACAAACUGAAAAUUUAACAGUAUCUAUCAAAGAACCAGAACCGUGUGUGCCUCUGAAAAUUCCAACCCAGUCACUGAUACAGGAUGUGACAGGACAAGCAAGAAAAGAGAAAGUGAGGCUACCUCACUAUUUGCUGAGUACCAAGCCCAAGUCUCAACCUCUCAAAAAGGUGCAAGAUUCUGUUGGAGGAAGAGUGAAAACAUCCUCUGUUGCAUCUGCUGCCAUUAAUAAUGUAAAUUCAUCCCCCUUUGGAUUCCGUCUUCUCCCACCCUCAGUGAUGUUUGGAGUGCUUGAAGAAGGACACACCUAUGCAACCACUGUAAAGCUCAAGAAUAUUGGAGUGGACUUCUGCAGGUUUAGGGUGAAGCAGCCCGCACCCAGCACAGGACUGAAAGUGACUUACAAACCUGGGCCUGUGGCGGCUGGUUUGCAGGCAGAACUGAAAGUGGAGUUAUUUGCCAUGGCUGUUGGAGAGGAUGGUGCCAAGGGAUCAGCACACAUCUUUCACAAUAUAGAGAUUAUGACUGAGCAUGAUAUUCUGUUCUUACCUGUGGAAGCAACAGUUUUAACAAGCAGCAAUUAUGAUAAGAGACCAAAAGACUUUCCCCAGGGAAAAGAAAAUCCUAUGGUCCAGAAGAUUUCUACAGUUUCUUCCUCUGCACUUGGAGUCUUCAUGUCCCAUAAAGUUUCUCCACAUUAGGUGUCAGUUUCUUCUCGGUAUAGCUCAAUAGCCUCCAUGAUCCUCUCAGCCUACACAGAUGAUGGCAAAGGACAGAAGUCAUCACAAAAAUCUCACCAUCUCACAACACUGCAAAUGGAAGACCUGACGAAAAGUUACCAAAUGAAAUUGCUUGAAUCAGUUUAAUAAAGAUGUGCCAAUAGUGUGCCAAACAGCA